Neurospora hispaniola is the source of this 384-nucleotide messenger RNA. RefSeq lists its product as uncharacterized. The record is from RefSeq and is a predicted model, not a curated record. Bases 1 to 384 code for a protein of 127 amino acids. The transcript is spliced from 3 exons. Lineage: Eukaryota; Fungi; Ascomycota; Sordariomycetes; Sordariales; Sordariaceae.
AUGGGAAAUACGACCGAAUAUAAGAGCGCUUUUUGGGCAGCCAAUACCGCCUUUCCGACCAAUUCGAAUUUGGGGUCGGUAAUGGCACGGUAUGGGCAUUGUUGCCGCCAUCAAACGGAACUCGCGUCGAAAAGAAGAACCGUCUAUGACAAAUGGAGGCCAAUGCAUCCGAAUGCCCGCGUAUGGCUUGGGUGCGUACAUCAUUCGAGUUACAGGUACAUACUUCAUAGCGACCAUCAGCGACAACUAGCAUGUAUCGGCUGGACCACUGCAGCGAAAGCAAACCGAUUUGCUUCCAACGGGCUGUUGGGUGGUAUCCCGCGGCUGUUCCCUUCCCUGUGGAUGCCACUAGCACUCGGCAAACGAAGCAGGCUCGACAGCUAG